Messenger RNA from Myiozetetes cayanensis, 467 nucleotides. RefSeq names its product mitochondrial ribosomal protein S18C (gene MRPS18C). Gene Ontology annotation, cellular component: mitochondrial small ribosomal subunit; ribosome. The record is from RefSeq and is a predicted model, not a curated record. Lineage: Eukaryota; Metazoa; Chordata; Aves; Passeriformes; Tyrannidae. Gene Ontology annotation, molecular function: structural constituent of ribosome; small ribosomal subunit rRNA binding. The coding region runs from base 16 to 420 and encodes 134 amino acids. The transcript is spliced from 6 exons. Gene Ontology annotation, biological process: mitochondrial translation.
CUCACGGCGGCUGUCAUGGCGGCGCGGGCAGCGGCGGCGCGGGGCGCUUGGAGCCGGCUGGUUCCCGCGGCGCUGUGGGCGCGGCCGCGCCGCCUGCAGCACGAGGGGCAGCCCCAGGCGCAGCCCGCGCACCCCGACCAGCCCAUACAAAUGGAGAACCCCUAUAAGGAGCCUCCAAAAAGAUGCAUCUUAUGUAAAAUAAAUGUGGACUAUAAGAAUGUGCAGCUUCUUUCCCAGUUUGUUUCUCCUUAUACUGGCUGCAUUUAUGGCAGACAUAUAACAGGCUUGUGCCACAAGAAGCAGAGGGAAGUUACAAAAGCCAUUAAAAGAGCUCAAGUAUUUGGAUUUAUGCCAGUUGUGCUUAAGAACCCACAGUUUCUCACAGACCCCAAGAUAUGUAAUAUCAAGUAUCCAGAGUAAUAUACUGUAAAGAAAUAAACAAUAAAACUGUGUUUCAUGUUCAUAUA